Ascoidea rubescens DSM 1968 is the source of this 1446-nucleotide messenger RNA. Its product is annotated as G-protein coupled receptor. The annotation marks the transcript as partial. Gene Ontology annotation, molecular function: G protein-coupled receptor activity. Lineage: Eukaryota; Fungi; Ascomycota; Saccharomycetes; Ascoideales; Ascoideaceae. Gene Ontology annotation, cellular component: plasma membrane. The transcript has 2 exons. The record is from RefSeq and is a predicted model, not a curated record. Gene Ontology annotation, biological process: adenylate cyclase-activating G protein-coupled receptor signaling pathway.
AUGUCUCCCACAAGUCAUGGGCUGCUCUUCCAACUGGCUUCAAACAACUUCCUUCACACCCAGGCUCUAUCCAACAACAUUCUCUUUGAUAACACUGUCAUCUCUCCUCACGAAUUCCUCUUGAAAUCAACAAACGUCUUUUUAGAAUUGCAAAAGAGAAAAAUUUCUCCCUUAAACAACUUCACUGACUCCCAGGCUACAACCCUAAGACAUGUUGCUAUCUCCUCAUCAAGUGUAUCAAUUGUGUUUGGCAUAAUAGCCUUUUACCAUUUAUUCGCAAUAGACCCCCGAAGAAGAGUCUUCCGCCACGAACUAAUUCUCUUUCUAAUCCUUUUUGACUUCAUUAAAGCUGUAGCUCUACUAUUUUAUCCUGCAAGAGUCGUUAUCGUUCAUAAAGCUUACUACAAUGAUAACUUUUGCGACAUUGUAGGCUUCUUUACUGCGAUGGCAAUCGAAGGUGCUGACAUCGCCAUCCUAUCCUUUGCAGUCCACACUGCCCUACUAAUCUUCAAACCAAACAGAACCUUUAAAGACACUUCAAACAACAGAUACGAAGGUGGUCUAUUUCCCUACAGAUACUACGUCUAUCUAUUCUCAAUCCUAACUCCCAUCACCCUAGCUUCUCUAGCCUUUGUUAAUGGCACAGGCUAUGAAGCUCUAACUGUAUGGUGCUACCUCCCUGCAAGACCAAAAUGGUAUCGCCUAGUGCUAAGCUGGGUCCCCAGAUACUGCAUCGUUGUUACCAUCUUGUUAAUAUACAUCUCCAUCUACAUUUAUGUCAUGAAAGAAUUCAAAGCCAUUUCAAACUUGCACAAUGAAAUUAACAACGUUCAAAGUAAUAAACUCAAAUUCAAUAAACGUUUUUUUCACAAUUUAAAAUACUAUUUCAACACUUAUUUUCUAGAUUAUGAAUUUAAUGACUACAACCGCAAUAUAAGCAAAUCAUUCGAAGGCUCUUCAUCUUCCACAAACAUAAACAACCCAAACACCUCAAAAACUCUUACUGCUCAAACUCUUAAAAUCCAGGAAAAUAUGCACGAAGCCUCGCUCUCUUCCUUUCAAAAGAAGAAAUACCAAAUCAAAAAACAAAUGCGAACUAUCUUCAUUUACCCAAUCUCCUACAUCAUUCUCUGGCUAGGUCCUUUUGCCUCUCAAUGCAUCCAAUAUGAAUGGGAACUAGAAAAUGGCCCUGUUUACUGGCUAACCAUCAUCUCAGCUUUUAUGCAGGCCUUCAACUGCACCGUCGACACCUCUGUUUUCCUCUACAAAGAAAGACCUUGGAAUUGCUCAGUAAUGAAAGUCGAAGAAAAAAUUCGUAAAAAGGGUGGAAUCCCCAUCAAUAACUGGAAAUCUAAUGGCUAUAAUGGUAAAGAAAAAUGGAGAAUCUAUCUAAACUGGUUACCGCUAUACCAUUUGCCUAAUGAAAACACCGUAUUUCAAAAUCAA